Medicago truncatula (barrel medic) is the source of this 1346-nucleotide messenger RNA. Its product is annotated as toll/interleukin-1 receptor-like protein. Lineage: Eukaryota; Viridiplantae; Streptophyta; Magnoliopsida; Fabales; Fabaceae. Gene Ontology annotation, biological process: signal transduction. The record is from RefSeq and is a predicted model, not a curated record. The coding region runs from base 145 to 720 and encodes 191 amino acids. The transcript is spliced from 2 exons.
AACUAUUGAAGAAUACUUAUUUCUUUAGUAGCGAGUAGCGACAAAAGAGAUUACCGCGUGUCGGAUUUAUAAUUUAAAAUUCUUUGUUGAUUGACUUGACUAUUGAUUACCCGACCCAACCAACGAUAAAAUAAAAUAAAAUGAAUGAAUCCAUUAAAGACAAAAAGUAUCAUUCUCAUGGCCAAUCAACUAUCCUCAUCUUCCUACACUUCCAUGACCAACGAUGUGUUCCUAACCUUUCUAGGCUCUGAUCCUUCCAACGGUUUCAUCCGCAAUCUCUACAAAGCACUGAAUGAAAAAGGAAUCAACACCUUCAUUGAUGACCAGGAAGAAACCAAAUCAUCACUUCGUUCACUUAUCAAUGUCAUCAAUCACUCAAGAUUUGCCAUUAUCGUGUUCUCAGAAAACUAUGCAGAUUCUUCAUUUUGCUUGGAAGUACUUUCAUAUAUCCUUGACACCUUUCGGCGGAGGUACGGCCAUCCAUUUAUUAUUCCGGUUUUUUACAACAUAGAUCCUUCUCAUGUGCGAAACCAAAGUGGAGCUUAUCAAAUUGCAUUCGCAAAGUAUGAGGACAAGGAAAACAAAGAUAAAGUGCUUAAAUGGAGGAACGCACUAUCUCAGGUAGCUGACUUUUCCGACCGGUGGCAAUUCAAUCAUAGCAAGGUCCAAUUCCAGGUGGCAGUGUCCCAUUGGGUCUCAAAUACAAGUGGCAGCCUAUAAAAGGCGCAUUCAAUGCACAGUCAGAAAAAAGUCAGAAAUUCAUCACAAACAGAUUUUUUUUCUCUCUCCAUUCAAUUACAAAUCAAAACAGAAAAAUCAUAGAAAAUCACCAAGAACAAAACCCUAGAAAAUUUUCCAGAACUGAAAUUCAUCACAGUUCUCAGUGAUUCAUUGAAGAAUCAUCAUCAUCGAACCGAAUCCUUCACAAUUCUAGUGCGGAUCCGUCACCAAUAGCAACGAAUCCAAGCACGAUCACGAAGGAUCCGAAAAAUUGAGAAGAAGAGGGAAAGAACCGAUUCGGACCAGCAAAGAGAAAGAGAGAAGAACCGAUUUAUUUUCGGAUCCAAGCCAGAAAAAUCAGAACCGCACCAAUAUUCAAGUUUUCCGAAGAUCUCGUUCGAAAUCUCCAACCAAAAUCACAGGUAAAACUCAAACUUCAUCCUUUUUUUCUCAAGAACAUCAACAAAGACGAAUCAAGUGUAGAUCUACGAAAUUCUAAAAGAUUCCAUUCGAAAAAGUAAAAAAAAACUGGAAAAAGUUCCUUUCAAAACCGAGAACAAGAAGCGUAGAUCUACGUUGAUUCGAGCUUUGCAUGCAAAAUCCAGUGUCAUAUUCGUGUUUAGGAU